Molecule: messenger RNA, 1791 nt
Organism: Daucus carota subsp. sativus
Lineage: Eukaryota; Viridiplantae; Streptophyta; Magnoliopsida; Apiales; Apiaceae
Product: cytochrome P450 98A2
Exons: 3
Coding region: 83-1612 (509 amino acids)
Molecular function (GO): iron ion binding; monooxygenase activity; oxidoreductase activity, acting on paired donors, with incorporation or reduction of molecular oxygen
Source: RefSeq, a predicted model, not a curated record
UAAUGACUAAUAUAUCCUUUACCAACUCCUACCAUCUUUUAUACAUUCUCUCAACACUUGCCAUAAUCCAAAGUCUUGUUUCAUGGCUCUUUUCCUCUACUUGAUCAUUCCUUGCGCCAUAAUCCUCAUACACCAGCUCUACCACAAGCUAAGAUUCAAGCUCCCGCCUGGACCUCGUCCAUGGCCUAUCGUAGGCAACCUUUACGACGUCGAACCGGUCAGAUUUCGGUGCUUCAACGACUGGUCUAAGACUUAUGGCCCUAUCAUAUCAGUUUGGUUCGGAUCAACUCUCAAUGUUAUAGUUAAUAACACUGAGCUAGCCAAGGAAGUGCUGAAAGAGAAGGACCAGCAGCUGGCUGAUCGGCAUCGAAGCCGAUCAGCAGCUAAGUUUAGCAGAGAUGGGAAGGACUUGAUAUGGGCUGAUUAUGGACCUCAUUAUGUUAAAGUAAGAAAAGUUUGUACGCUCGAGCUGUUUACUCCUAAGAGACUUGAAGCUAUAAGACCUGUUAGAGAAGAUGAAGUUACGGCUAUGGUGGAAUCCAUUUAUAAAGAUUGUACUAAUUCAGAUAGCAUAGGGAAAAGUUUACUGGUGAGGCAGUAUUUGGGAGGUGUAGCAUUCAACAACAUCACCAGGCUUGCUUUUGGGAAACGAUUCGUGAACUCGGAGGGGGUGAUGGAUGAGCAAGGCAAGGAGUUCAAGGCUAUUAUAGCGAAUGGUCUGAAACUGGGCGCUUCUCUUGCAACCGCUGAGCACAUUCAAUGGCUCCGAUGGUUGUUUCCACUUGAAGAGGAAGCAUUUGCAAAACAUGGAGCGCGCAGGGAUAAUCUCACUCGUGCCAUUAUGGAAGAACACACUCUUGCUCGUCAAAAGUCUGGUGGCACCAAACACCAUUUUGUGGAUGCGUUGCUUACCCUUCAAUCUAAAUAUGACCUUACUGAGGACACCAUUAUCGGUCUACUUUGGGAUAUGAUUACGGCAGGAGCGGACACAACUGCAAUUGUAGUUGAAUGGGGCAUGGCAGAACUUAUUAAGAACCCAAGGGUGCAGGAAAAAGCCCAAGAGGAGCUUGACCGUGUGAUCGGAUACGAACGUGUCUUAACUGAAUUGGAUUUUUCAAAUCUCCCCUACCUUCAAUGUGUGGCGAAAGAGGCUAUGCGACUACAUCCCCCAACUCCCCUCAUGCUCCCACACCGUGCCAAUGCCAAUGUCAAAAUAGGUGGCUAUGACAUUCCCAAGGGCUCAAAUGUGCAUGUAAAUGUAUGGGCCGUGGCUCGUGACCCUGCUGUUUGGAAAAACCCCUUGGAAUUCAGGCCUGAACGGUUCUUGGAGGAGGAUGUAGACAUGAAGGGGCAUGAUUUUCGUCUACUACCAUUCGGAGCUGGAAGAAGAGUCUGCCCAGGGGCACAAUUAGGGAUCAAUUUGGUAACAUCAAUGUUGGGGCAUCUCUUGCACCACUACUCAUGGGCACCACCUAGUGGAUUGAGCUCCGAUGAGAUUGACAUGUCGGAGAGCCCCGGAAUGGUGACUUACAUGAGAACACCGCUACAAGCUGUUCCAACGCCGAGGUUGCCAAGCCAGCUGUACAAACGUUUGGCUGUCGAGGAUAUGUGAUAUUUUCUUCCAAUGUUUAACAAAUCAAUCAAUGUUAGCUUUUUACAACGCUUUUUUGAUAAUUUGUUUCCGUCUUGACGUUUUUCCACUUGAACCUGGUUACAUAUUAUGCGAUCAACAAUGUAUGUUCUUAAAGCCUUUGUAAGUAUGAAGGUAAUGCAUAACAAAUUCUUCUCUGA